AUGUCAGGUGAAUGUUAUGCUAUGUUGCUUCAGCAGAAAGAUAUAAAAAAUGCUUUUCGAUUGAUUAACGAGGCAUAUCUUGUCGUUAAUUUCACACUCUACUCACACAGGGACUUAGUCUUGAUCAUGAAGUCAGAGAUUAAACUGGCAAAACCAAUUUCGAUCAAAAGUUUUGAGUGCAGAAAAAAAAGAUUUUAA
Messenger RNA from Clunio marinus, 198 nucleotides. The record is from the annotation of a GenBank genome assembly. NCBI's taxonomy places the organism in Eukaryota, Metazoa, Arthropoda, Insecta, Diptera, Chironomidae.